GCGAGCCCAGCUUCGCGCAUGCGCAUUCCACCUUCGCCCGGCCGGUGAAGGAGCAAGGCAGCAGGGACGCCGAAACGGCAGCUUAACGGGCAUAAACGGAGACGGAAGCCCUGCCGGAGCCGUCGAAGCCUUCUGGGGUUCCCUCUUGCGAGCAUUUUUCCUCAGCCGCCUCUUCGCAAAGAAAGCCGGUUGCCGGUGAAGAGAAGACGAGCGAGGGGCGGGGCUGAGGUUUUGUUUGGCGUUUGGAUCUUUCUCCCAGGAAGGGCAACUGGGAGCAUCCUGGCUUGGUAAACGUGCAAGCCGGCUUGCCUUCCAGACCAUGGACUCACUGAGACACCCUGAGGUGUGAAAAUGUCGAGGAGUAACCGAGCGCUCGUGGUGGACUUCCUUUCCUACAAGCUGUCGCAGCGGGGCCACAGCUGGCAUGAGAUCGAGGUGGAGAGCGGGGAAGAUGCGAUGGAGCCGGCAAACGAGACGGGGAACGCCCUCAACGGGAGCCCCUCUUGGCACCCCAGCCCCAGCCGUGUCGUCAACGGGGCCUCCGAACACCCCGAACUCCUUGAAGAGGCGGAAGAAGAAAACCAGAGGCCGGAUGUGAGCCAGACGCUCAGGGAGGCUGGUGAUGAGUUUGAACUGAGGUACCGGCGGGCUUUUAGCGACCUCACCUCCCAGCUCCACAUCACCUUGGGCACUGCGUACCAGAGCUUCGAGCAGGUGGUGAACGAACUCUUCCACGAUGGGGUGAACUGGGGGCGGAUAGUGGCGUUCUUCUCCUUUGGGGGAGCCCUGUGCGUGGAGAGUGUCGACAAAGAGAUGCAAGGGUUGGUGGGGAGGAUUGCCAGCUGGAUGACCACGUACCUGACCGAACACCUGGACCCCUGGAUCCAAGAGAACGGUGGCUGGGUAAGUGCUCGGUAAAACUGAGGGUUGGGA
Messenger RNA from Anolis sagrei ordinatus, 933 nucleotides. NCBI's taxonomy places the organism in Eukaryota, Metazoa, Chordata, Lepidosauria, Squamata, Anolidae. The record is from RefSeq and is a predicted model, not a curated record.